Molecule: messenger RNA, 7095 nt
Organism: Iphiclides podalirius (scarce swallowtail)
Lineage: Eukaryota; Metazoa; Arthropoda; Insecta; Lepidoptera; Papilionidae
Source: the annotation of a GenBank genome assembly
AUGCCCGGCGCGAUGGUGAACGGUGGUGGGGCGGCGGCCGAGGACGUGGUGCUGUCGGGCCUCUCGGGGCGGCUGCCCGAGUCCGGCAGCGUGGAGGACUUCGCGCAGCAGCUGUUCGACGGCGUCGACCUGGUCACGGCGGAUGACCGCCGGUGGACCCCAGGCCUUCACGGGUUGCCCGAGCGCAACGGGAAGCUGAAGGAGCUGUCGCGCUUCGACGCGACGUUCUUCGGGGUGCACGCGAAGCAGGCGCACCUGAUGGACCCGCAGCUGCGGCUGCUGCUGGAGCUGACGCACGAGGCCAUCGUGGACGCCGGCCUCAGCCCGGCCGAGCUGCGCGGCUCGCGCACCGGCGUCUACGUGGGCGUCUCCAACUCCGAGACCGAGGAGAUGUGGACCGCGGACCCCGACAAGAUCAACGGCUACGCGCUCACCGGCUGCUGCCGCGCCAUGUUCCCCAACCGCAUCUCCUACACGUUCGACCUCAAGGGCCCCUCGUACGCCGUGGACACGGCCUGCUCGAGCUCCAUGUUCGCGCUCGCGCAGGCGGUGGCGGCGAUGCGCGCGGGCCAGUGCGACGCCGCGGUGGUGGCCGGCACCAACCUCUGCCUCAAGCCGGCCAACUCGCUCAACUUCCACCGGCUGAGCAUGCUCUCGCCGGAGGGCCGCUGCGCCGCGUUCGACGCCGACGGGCGCGGCUACGUGCGCUCGGAGGCGGCCGUGGUGGUGCUGCUGCAGCGGCGCGGCGCCGCCAGGCGGCUCUACGCCACGGUGCGCGGCGCGCGCAUGAACACGGACGGCAGCAAGGUGCAAGGCAUCACCUUCCCCUCGGGCGACGUGCAGCGCCGCCUGGCCGAGGAGACCUUCGCCGAGGCGCGCCUGCGCCCGCACCAGGUCGUCUACGUGGAGGCGCACGGGACCGGCACCAAGGUGGGCGACCCGCAGGAGGUGAACGCGAUCGCGGACUUCUUCUGCAAAGACCGCAAAACACCCCUCUUGCUCGGCUCGGUCAAAUCCAACAUGGGACAUUCGGAGCCGGCGUCGGGGCUCUGUUCCAUCGCGAAGGUCGUGGUGGCGAUGGAGCGCGGCGUCAUUCCGGCAAAUCUGCACUACAAAACGCCAAAUCCUGAUAUACCGGCUCUUAGCGAUGGAAGAAUUAAGGUGGUGGACAAGAACACGCCAUGGGAGGGCGGGCUGGUCGCGGUGAACUCGUUCGGCUUCGGCGGCGCCAACGCGCACGAGGCGGCGCGCCGCCUGCUGCAGCUGGCCGCCGACCACCCGCGCGACGACCACCUGCACGCGCUGCUGGACGCCGUGCACGCGCACAACAUCCCCGGCCACUCGUUCCGCGGCUUCCGCCUCGUCGCGCCCGAGCCCGAGCCGCAGGCGCCGCCGCUCGAGGAGAUCGUGGAGAUGGAGAGCGGCGAGCCGCGCCCGAUUUGGUUCGUGUUCUCGGGCAUGGGCUCGCAGUGGGCGGGCAUGGGCCGCACGCUGCUGCGGCUGCCGGCCUUCGCCCGCAGCGUGGCGCGCUGCGGCGCCGCCCUGCGCCCGCACGGCGUCGACCUGCAGCACGUGCUGACCGAGGCGCCGGACUCGGCCUUCGAUGACGUCGUCACCUCCUUCGUGUCCAUCGCCGCCGUGCAGGUGGCGCUGGUCGACGUCCUGCGCGAGCUGGGCCUGCGCCCCGACGGCAUCGUCGGCCACUCCGUCGGAGAGAUCGGAUGCGCUUACGCGGACGAGACGCUGACGGCGGAGCAGGCCGUGCUGGCCGCGUACUGGCGCGGGCGCAGCAUCGUCGAUGCGAAGCUGCCGCCCGGCGCCAUGGCGGCCGUGGGGCUCGGCUGGGACGAGGCGGCCGCGCGCUGCCCGCCCGACCUGGCGCCCGCCUGCCACAACGCCACCGACAGCGUCACGGUGUCGGGCCCGGUGGACUCGAUCGAGAAGUUCGUGGCGGAGCUGAGUGCGGAGGGCGUGUUCGCGCGACGCGUCAACAGCUCCGGCGUCGCCUUCCACAGCAGAUACAUCGCGGCGGCCGCGCCGCUGCUGCGCCGCAGCCUCGAGCGCGUCAUCACCGACCCCAAGCCGCGCUCCUCCCGCUGGAUCUCCUCCUCCCUGCCGAAGGAGCAAUGGGACUCGGACAUCGCGCGGCUGAGCGACGCGGCGUACCACGUGAACAACCUGCUGUCGCCGGUGCGGUUCGCGGAGGCGCUGCGCAGCGUGCCGGAGCGCGCGCUGCUGCUGGAGGUGGCGCCGCACGCGCUGCUGCAGGCCGUGCUGCGGCGCGCGCUGCCCCAGGCCGCGCACGUGCCGCUGCUGCGCCGCGACGCCGCCGAGCCGCUCGCGCACCUGCUGGCGGCGGCGGGGCGCGCCUUCGCCCGCGGCGCGCAGCCCCGCGCGGGCGCGCUCUACCCGCCCGUGGGCUGGCCCGUGCGCCGCGGCACGCCCGGCCUGGCCUCGCACGUGCUCUGGGACCACUCUGCCGAGUGGAGCGUGGCGCACUUCGGCGCCGCCUCGCGCUCCGGCGAGAACGUCGUCGAGUACGACCUCACCCGGCCCGAGGACGAGUUCAUCGCCGGCCACAACAUCGACGGCCGCGUGCUCUUCCCCGCCACCGGCUACCUGAUGCUAGUCUGGAGGACGAUGGCUAAGAUACACAAUCGUAAACUAGAGGAAACGCCCGUCGUCAUAGAAAACAUUCAAUUCCGAAGAGCCACGAUCGUAUCCCGCGAGGCGCCCGUCCGCUUCCUCGUGAACAUUCUGGACGGCACCGGCGAGUUCGACGUGUGCGAGGGCGGCGGCGUGGUGGUGACGGGUCACGUGCGCCUGGCCGAUGAGCCCACCGCCGAGAGGCUGCCGCUGCCCGCCGCGGAGCCCGCCGCCGACGAGUCCGGCGCGCUGCCGCUGCUCACCGACGACGUGUACAAGGAGCUGCGGCUGCGCGGGUACAACUACGGCGGCCUGUUCCGCGGCAUCCGCACCUCGGACGCGCGCGGCACCGCCGGCACCCUCGCCUGGGACGACAACUGGAUCUCGUUCAUGGACACGAUGCUGCAGUUCGGCAUCAUCGGCGUGGACACGCGCGAGCUAUACCUGCCCACGCGGCUGCGGCGGGCCCUCAUCGACCCGGCGGCGCAGCGGGCGGCCGUGGCGGCGGCCGGCGGCGCGCUGCCGGUGCGGAUGCUGCGCGACAUCGACGUGGUGGUGGCGGGCGGCGUCGAGUUCCGCGGCGUCAAGACCAGCCUGGCGCCGCGCCGGGCCAACCCGCAGCCGCCGCCCAAGCUCGAGAAGUACGUGUUCGUGCCCUACGACAAGUCCAGCGUGGAGUCGGAGGACACGGCGCGCUCCAAACGCGAAGCGCUCACAGUUUGCCUGCAACUGGUGUUGGAGAACGCGGGCGCGCUGCGGCUGAAGGCGACCGAGGCGGCCCUGGAGCGGCCGGCCGAGGCGUUGCUGCUGCCGCUGGCGCUGCAGCUGCUGGACGCCGAGCCGCAGGUGCGCCUAGAGGCCAGCCUGGCAGCGGGCGCCGCCGCCGCCGCCUACGCGACGCCCAUGGAGAAGCUCGCCGUCAAGGUGAACAACAAAGACCCCCGCGUCACGCCGCCCGACAGCGAGUGCCACCUGGUGCUGGCGGCGGACGCCGUGGGGCGGCACGGCGCGCCCCUGCUGCGCCAGCUGGCCGCCGCGCUGGCGCCGGGCGGCAUGCUGCUGCUGGAGGAGCCGCACGGCGUGCUGGCCGGGCGAGCGGCGCGCGAGGCCGUGGCCGCCGCGGGGCUGCAGCCGGUGGCCCGCCAGCGCGCCGCCGGCUGCGAGUACCUGCUGCUGCGGCCCGCGCCCUCUCUGCCGGCGGCGCGCCUCGUCGUCGAGGUGGGCGAGGACUCCUCCUACGGCUGGGUGGAGGCGCUGCGCGACGCGCUCAAGCGCGCCGAGAGCGAGGAGCUGCGCGUGUUCGCCGUGUCGCGCUCGGCCAGCAGCGGCGUGCUGGGGCUGGGCGCGUGCCUGCGCGGCGAGCCGGGCGGGCGCGCGCUGCGCGUCUUCUACCUGCCCGACGCGCGCGAGCCCUUCGCGCCCGACGCGCCCGCCUACGCCGCGCAGGUGCACAAGGACCUGGCCGUCAACGUGCUGCGCGCCGGCGUCUGGGGCUCCUACAGGCAUCUGCAGCUGCCCGACUCCGGCGAGCUGCAGCUCCAGGUGGAGCACGCGUACGUGAACACGUUGACGCGCGGCGACUUGGCUUCGCUGCGCUGGGUGGAGAGCCCGCUGCGCUUCGCCGCCGACCGGCCGCAGCCCGGCCGCGCGCUCUGCGCCGUGCACUAUGCGCCGCUCAACUUCCGCGACAUCAUGCUGGCCACCGGCAAGCUGCCGCCCGACGCGCUGCCCGGGGACCUGGCCGGACAGGAGUGCAUCCUCGGGCUGGAGUUCAGCGGGCGCACGGGCGACGGCAAGCGCGUGAUGGGCAUGGUGGCGGCGCGCGGGCUGGCCACCACGGUGCUGGCCGACGAGGGCUUCCUCUGGGAGGUGCCGGCGCGCUGGUCGCUGGAGGAGGCGGCCACCGUGCCCGUGGCCUACGCCACGGCCUACUACGCGCUGGCCGUGCGCGGCCGCAUGCGCAAAGGCGACAGCGUGCUGGUGCACGCGGGCACGGGCGGCGUGGGGCAGGCCGCCAUCGCCAUCGCGCUGCACGCCGGCUGCACCGUGUUCGCCACCGUGGGCACGGCCGACAAGCGCGCCUUCCUGCGCGACCGCUUCCCCGCGCUGCCCGACGCCCACAUCGGCAACUCGCGCGACACCUCCUUCGAGCAGCUGGUGCUGCGCCGCACGCGCGGCCGCGGCGUCGACCUGGUGCUCAACUCGCUGGCGGCCGACAAGCUGCUGGCCUCCGUGCGCUGCCUGGCCAACGGCGGCCGCUUCCUCGAGAUCGGCAAGCUGGACCUCUCCAACAACACCCCCUUGGGCAUGGCGAUAUUCCUGAAGAACACCACCUUCCACGGCAUCUUGCUGGACGCGCUGUUCGAGGCCGGUGACGGCUGCCCCGAGAAGGCGGAAGUGGUGCGCUGCGUGUCCGAGGGCAUCGCCAGCGGUGCCGUGCGUCCGUUGCCCAGCACUGUCUUCUCCGACCAGCAGCUGGAACAGGCCUUCAGGUAUAUGGCGACCGGGAAGCACAUCGGCAAGGUGGUGCUUCGCGUGCGCGAGGAGGCCAGCCACGCGCCGGCGCCCAAGCUGGUGGCCGCCGUGCCGCGCACCUACUUCCACCCCGACAAGAGCUACGUGCUGGUGGGCGGCCUGGGCGGCUUCGGGCUGGAGCUGGCCGAGUGGCUGGUGGUGCGCGGCGCCACGCGGCUGGUGCUGAACUCGCGCAGCGGCGUGCGCACGGGCUACCAGGCGUGGUGCGUGCGGCGCUGGCGCGCGCGCGGCGUGGCGGUGCGCGUGAGCACGGCCGACGCCACGGGCGCGGCGGGCGCGCGGGCGCUGCUGCAAGAGGCCGGCGCCGACGCGCCCGUGGGCGGCCUCUUCCAGCUGGCCGCCGUGCUGCGCGACGCCUUCCUCGAGAACCAGACGCCCGACGACUUCCGCGCCGUGGCGCGCCCCAAGAUCGACGGCACCAAGGCACUGGACCUGGCGACGCGCGAGCUGUGCCCCGAGCUGGAGUACUUCGUGGUGUUCUCGUCGGUGUCGUGCGGGCGCGGCAACCCGGGCCAGAGCAACUAUGGCCUGGCCAACUCGGCCAUGGAGCGCAUUGUGGAGCGGCGACAGGCCGACGGGCUACCCGGGCUGGCCGUGCAGUGGGGCGCCAUCGGCGAGGUGGGCCUCAUCGUGGACACGAUGGGCGGCGACGACAGCGUGGUGGGCGGCACCGUGCCGCAGCGCAUCGCCUCGUGCAUGGCGGCGCUGGGCACGUUACUGGCGCGCCCGCACGCCGUCACCGCCUCCAUGGUGCUGGCCGACAAGAGGCGCGCCGCCGCCGCGCCCAAACACGACCUCCUACAAGCCGUCGCCAACAUCCUCGGCAUCAAGGAUCCCAGCAAGGUGUCGCAGUCGGCCAACCUGGCGGAGCUCGGCAUGGACUCUCUGAUGGGCGCCGAGAUCAAACAGACGCUGGAACGCGGCUACGACGUGGUGCUGGGCGUGCAGGAGAUCCGCGCGCUGACGUUCGCGAAGCUGCGCUCGCUGGCGGGCGGCGAGGCGGAGGCGGAGGCGGACGCGGAGCCGGACGAGGCGCAGCGCGACGACGACCUGGUGCAGUUCGCGGCGCUGGGCGAGCUGGUGCCCAAGCAAGUGCUCGUCAGGUUGCCCAGCGCGGCGCCCGACGACUCCAAGGCGAAGCCCGUCUUCAUGGUGCACCCGAUCGAGGGCGUGGUGGAGCGGCUGCGCGGCGUGGCGAGUGGCGUGCGCGCGCCCGUCUUCGGGCUGCAGUGCACGCGCGCGGCGCCGCUGGCCGACAUGGCGGCGCUGGCCGCCUUCUACGUGGGCCACGUGCGCGCGGCGCAGCCCUCGCCGCCCUACACGCUGCUGGGCUACUCGUUCGGCGCCAGCGUGGCCUUCGAGAUGGCGCUGCAGCUGGAGCGCGCCGGCUGCGCCACGCGGCUGGUGCUGGUGGACGGCUCGCCCGCCUACGUGGCCACGCACACGGCGCGCGGCAAGGCCAAGCGCCUCGCGCGCUCGCCCGCCACCGACGAGGCCGACGCGCUCGCCUACUUCGCGCAGCUCUUCAAGGACCUCGACCAGGCCAAGUUGUACGAGGAGCUGGAGGCGCUGGGCAGCUGGGAAGAGCGGGUGCAGCGCUGCGUGGCGCUGCUGCAGGAGGCGCCGUACCCGCCCGCCGCGCUGGCCGACGCCGCCGCCUCCUUCUACCGCAAGCUGGUGGCCGGCGACACGUACAAGCCGGCCGGCCGGCUCGCUGCGCCCGUCACGCUGUUCACGGCGCGCGACAACUACGUCACGCUGGGCGAGGACUACGGCCUGGCCGAGGUGUGCGCCGGGCCGCUGCACACGCGCCAGCUGGCCGGCAACCACCGCUCCAUCCUGGCGGGCGAGGCAGCGCGCGCCAUCGCCGACCACCUGUCGCUGCUGCUGGAGCAGCCGCCGCAGCCGCAGCAC